Messenger RNA from Moesziomyces antarcticus, 510 nucleotides. Its product is annotated as mitochondrion protein. Gene Ontology annotation, biological process: iron-sulfur cluster assembly. Bases 1 to 510 code for a protein of 169 amino acids. The record is from RefSeq and is a predicted model, not a curated record. Gene Ontology annotation, cellular component: mitochondrion; L-cysteine desulfurase complex. Lineage: Eukaryota; Fungi; Basidiomycota; Ustilaginomycetes; Ustilaginales; Ustilaginaceae. The transcript has 2 exons.
AUGUCGGUAUCGGCUCCAUCAAGGUCGCAGAUCCUCCAGCUGUACCGCAGGUAUCUGCGCACCUCGCAGUCCUUCUCGUCGUACAACUUCCGCACCUACUUUUUGAGGCGGUCGCGCGACAUGUUCCGUGCGACUCUGCUGCCGACGGAGCAAGCGGCUCAAUCGUCACCGUUCUCCAAGCAGGGCUCGACGACUGCCAAGGUGUCGCCAUCCACACUGCUGUCUCCUGAGCAGCUGCGCCAACCGUCUGGCAGUGGCGAGUCGAUCUCGGCAGCAUCGCUUACAGACCAGGAGAAGCUGUCCAAGUUCUACCAGACGGCGCUCGACGACCUCAAGGUGCUCCAGAGGUCGGCACUCAUGAACCGCCUGUACGAGGGCGAGAAGCUUGUUGUUGAAAAGCCAAGACUCAUCAUCGGCGGCGGUGGCGCUGGUCAGGAGGCCGCCGUUGGUGGAGGAGGCCAGCCGACCUCCGGCCCACAAAGCUCCGGUGGCGCCCCUCCCAGCUCGUAA